This is a messenger RNA of Pantherophis guttatus, 2592 nucleotides long. RefSeq names its product plasminogen (gene PLG). Lineage: Eukaryota; Metazoa; Chordata; Lepidosauria; Squamata; Colubridae. Gene Ontology annotation, biological process: proteolysis. Gene Ontology annotation, molecular function: signaling receptor binding; serine-type endopeptidase activity. The record is from RefSeq and is a predicted model, not a curated record.
AUAAAACUUUGUCCGCAGACACACAGAACUUUCAGCACACAACUUGCCUGUCCCAAAAUGGAGUGCUGCAAAUAUAUAUUUGGAUUAGUUUUCUUUCUCUACACAGUUCAAGGAGAUAUUCUGGACAAUUAUGUAAGGACAGAUGGUGCUUGGAUCCUUGGUCAAGAAUCCACCACCUAUAGAACUUUAACUAAAGGAGCUUGUGCUAUCAAAUGUGAAACUGAAACAGAAUUUAUCUGCAGGGCAUUUCUAUUUACAGCGAAAGAGCAGCAAUGCAUUACGUUGCGCGACAAUACUAAAACAGCGUCUGUGUUCAGAAAAGCAGGGGCCAUUCUCUUUGAAAAACGAAUGUAUCUCCUGGAAUGCAGAAUUGGAACUGGAGUGGACUACAGAGGAACAGAAUCAAAAACACAGAAUGGUGUAGUAUGCCAGAAAUGGACCGAUAACAGUCCUCAUAUUCCCAAUUUUACACCUUCUCUGUAUCCUAAUGCUUCAUUAGAAGAAAACUACUGCAGAAAUCCAGAUCACGAUGUUAAAGGUCCCUGGUGUUAUACAACAAAUCCUGAAACCAGAUUUGAUUUUUGCAACAUUCCUGAAUGCGAAGAGAAGUGUAUGCACUGCAGUGGGGAAAACUAUCGAGGCAAAGUUUCCACAACAGAAUCUGGGCUCACCUGUCAGGCAUGGGCUUCUCAAGAGCCUCACGCUCAUGGAUACAUCCCUUCCAAAUUUCCAGAAAAGAAUCUGAUAUCAAAUUACUGCCGUAAUCCAGAUGGUGAACCACGUCCUUGGUGUUUCACUUCCCUCCUGACGAAACGCUGGGAAUUCUGUAACAUUCCAUGGUGUGCUAAGUCUCCACCAGCUAUUACGGGCCACCAAUGUCUUGUGGGAAAUGGAGAAGAUUAUCGAGGAAAUGUAGGAGUGACCGAAUCAGGAAAAACCUGUCAAUCAUGGGCAUCCCAAGAACCUCAUACCCAUGGAAGAACUCCAGAAAACUACCCUUGCAAAGGUUUGGAAGAAAACUAUUGUAGAAACCCUGAUGGAGAGACUCGGCCUUGGUGCUAUACAUCUGACCCAACUAUACGAUGGCAAUACUGCAACAUUGCUAAAUGUGAUGAUGUCAUCACAGUUACUGCUGCUGUCCCUGUUGUUCCUCCCCAAAUACCUCCCCAAGUACCUCAACAGGUACCUCAACAGGUUGAGGAUUGCUAUGAUGACAACGGCUCAAGUUAUCGGGGUACUACUGCAGUGACUACCACAGGGAAGAAAUGCCAAGCAUGGAUUUCUAUGCGGCCCCAUCAUCACACUAAGACACCAUCUGCAUUCCCAGAUGCGGACUUGAGAAGGAACUAUUGCCGAAACCCAGAUGGUGACAAAGCACCCUGGUGUUAUACUACUGAUCCUGGGACAAGGUGGGAGUACUGCAAUCUGCAGAAGUGUUCACCGGAAACUUCGCAGUCAUUGGCACUAAACAUUGACUGUAGGGUUGGCAGUGGCAGAGACUACCGUGGACAUGUUGCAACCACAGCGAAAGGCAGGACCUGCCAAGAAUGGCAAGCACAGGUUCCUCAUGAGCAUACUUCUUUCACACCAGAGACUCACCCAAGGUCAGGACUGGAGAAAAAUUACUGCAGAAAUCCUGAUGGUGAUUCAAACGGUCCUUGGUGCUAUACAACAGAUAAAAAUACAGGCUGGGAAUAUUGUGAUGUUCCGCAGUGCCCUGAUUCUGCUGAUGAUGGAUGUGGAAAAGCCAAAUAUUCACCGCUUCUAUGUUUUGGAAGAGUUGUUGGUGGCUGUGUUUCAAAUCCUCAUUCUUGGCCCUGGCAGAUCAGUCUCCGCGUUCGGUACAACAAUCUACAUUUUUGUGGAGGCACCUUAAUAAAGCCACAAUGGGUUCUGACAGCAACUCACUGUUUAGACCGGUCAUCAAGUCCUAGUUUUUACAAAGUGUCGCUCGGCCUGCACACAGAGGAAGCUUCAGAACCAUCCGCCCAACAUCGCAACGUUCAGAAAAUAUUCAAAGAACCAUAUCGGGCAGACAUUGCCUUGCUGAAAUUAAGCAGCCCAGUAAAGAUCACCAAUGAAGUCAUUCCAGUCUGCUUGCCUUCAUCCAACGUUGUUGUAGAAGGUGGAGCAGAAUGUUAUGUCACAGGAUGGGGUGAUACAAAAGGAACUGGUGGAGAAGGCUUACUUAAAGAGACCGGCUUCCCUGUCAUUGAAAAUAAAGUGUGUAACCGGCCUGAGUUUCUAAAUAACAGAGUCAGAAACCACGAACUCUGUGCUGGUAAUAUUGAUGGUGUAUCUGAUAGCUGCCAGGGUGACAGUGGAGGCCCCUUGGUCUGUGAAGAGCAAGGAAGAUAUGUGCUACAUGGAGUAACCUCCUGGGGUCUGGGCUGUGCCCAGCCCAUGAAACCUGGCGUUUAUGUGCGAGUGUCUCGCUUUAUUCCAUGGAUCGAAAGAAUUCUGAGAGAAAAUUGAGCUGCCAAUAACCUCUUGCCGAAAGCAACAAAGAGAAAGAAGAAUAAAUAGAAUUGAAGUGCAAUAUAAUGAAAUAAUUUACAUGAAUGUAAAAUAAAUACCACGAAUAUCCUGUAA